Molecule: messenger RNA, 1963 nt
Organism: Neoarius graeffei (lesser salmon catfish)
Lineage: Eukaryota; Metazoa; Chordata; Actinopteri; Siluriformes; Ariidae
Gene: rnf32
Product: ring finger protein 32
Exons: 8
Coding region: 71-1243 (390 amino acids)
Molecular function (GO): protein binding
Source: RefSeq, a predicted model, not a curated record
UAUUAAACAGUAUUGCUGUAUAAUAAUAAUAAUAUUGUGAUGUAUCAUGUAACCAGUUAUUGAUCUAGAUAUGACUCUCAUAUGUGCAAUCAGGGGUUUGGAGAGCAGAAUGUGUGUUGUGUUUCCACUCAUCUCUCUCUCUUUCUCACACACACAGGGUCGCAGUUCCAGAGUAAAUGGAAGGAAGCAGGCUGUGAUGGCUGGAGCACUUCAGGAUCACAUCAUCCGGAGUGUUGCACACCUUCACCACCCCAGCUUUCCCUCACCUUCUACACACCGCAUGCACACACGCCGUGAUGAUGAGCGGGACUUUGUGCUGGACUCUCCUCAGCCUCCGCUCACACUGGCUCAGACACUGGGUUUAGUAGCAGCUCCCAGCAGCAGAAGGCUGACUGUAGACGAGUGGACAGAGGUAAAAUCUCGCUCCAUAGUGAACGGAGACUCCACUCAGCCCUGCAUCAUCUGCACCGAGGAGUUCCGCCUCCAGCCACAGGUUUUACUUUCCUGUUCUCACGUCUUUCACAAAGCGUGUCUGAAGAACUUUGAGCGCUUUUCGGGCAGGAAGUGUUGUCCGCUGUGCAGGAAGGAGCAGUACGAGACCCGAGUGAUACACGACGGAGCGAGACUCUACAAAGAGAAGUGCGCUCUCAGGAUUCAGGCCUGGUGGCGAGGCUGCGUUGCCCGAAAGUGGUACAGAGACACGAGGAAAGUCGUGCCACCCAACGACCCGCAGUUACGACGCAGAUUCUUCGAGGAAAAGUUUCAGGAGAUGAACGAGAGCCUGGUGCAGUUGUGCUGCAGCGACGUCGACUCGUUCCUGUGUGAAAUCGACCGGAGCGUCGCCCAGAGCCGAGACGUCUUCCACCUCUUCGAUCGCUUACGGAGCAGCAGCAGGGGAUUGGAGGAAGAGGAGUGGAUGAAGGCUCAGGAGAAGGCGCUCCAGCGGGACACUCGUGACUGUCCGAUCUGCCUGACUCCUCUGCGAAGCGCACACUCGUCCACUCCACUUGUCCUGCUUUCCUGCUCCCAUCUGUUCCAUCAGUCCUGCCUGAGAGUGUCCGAGUCCUUCUGCCAGGAGGGCGGCGCCACCUGCCCACUCUGUCGGUGUCACUACGUCUUUGCGCCUGUCUACGACUUCGCCCAUAACCAUACAAGGUGUCACCAAAACAGCUCUGACUCAUCAAGACAUGGACUCCACAAGCUUUCUGAAGGUGGGCUGGGGGAUCCAGCACCCAAAUGUUAGCAACCGAUCCUGGAAGUUGCGAGGUGGAGCCUCUACAGACCUUGGAGGCCAAGCCAACACCUUGAGCUCAGGGAAUACCGGACCCAAGGUUUCCCAGCAGAACAUCUCACUGGUGCCAUCAGGUAAGGUCUGCCCCAGUGUAGGUGCUUGGAGUGGUGGCCAGCCCUCUAAUACAGCACUUUGUGCUCCAGUAGCUCAUCCAUGGGAUCGGAUCAAGCAGGGUCACGACCCAGCCAUCACGCUUUAGCCCUGGUCAGUGUCACUAACACAUCGACUACAAGAACUGACUUCACAUUUUAGCGUUAUGGUUGUUUGUGUACUGGGUAUGUUACCGAGUGCCUUGAGCAGCUCCUCUCGGACAGCGGAGGUGAACUUGGUGAUUAAACACAGCGUGGUCACCACAGCGAACAGCAGGUUAUAUGACACCACGAUGUAGAAAUUCCCCAACCAGUUAAACCGACCGAAAUCCCCCAACAAGUCGAACCUUGUUAUUCCUAACACACACACGGAGAAAAGAUGGGACACAACCAACACAUUAAUAAACAUUGGUGUAUAAUGGAAGGCUCUCUCUCUCUCACACACACGCCUCUUACCAAGAGUGCGGGACAUGACCGGGAGUGCAGAGCUCAAGACCAGGAUGGACACACAGCAACCGAUGAUCUGGAACAACGAGUCAAACACACUGAAUUUAAAGUCAACUCCUUAGAGCUGCUUCAUGGA